CCUGAGGCGGACGCACGGGCUCGCCUGCUCGCCAACAAGGAGGUCCUCCACCACAUCCAAUCGUUGAAUCCUUACCCAAAUUCGUGUGAGACAGAGGUGGCCGGCAUAAGGAGGCUGCGAGGGCUCGCGAGCUCGCUGACGAAGAGGUCCGCUGCUACAUCCCGGCCUAAAGCGUCUGGUACAGCUCGUGAUUCAGAAUCACGCCGGCCUGAGGCGACCGCGAGGGCUCGAGAGCUCACUGGCGAGGAGGUCCUCAUCGACGAGGAGGUCGAGAUCCUGAAGGGCUCCUCCAUAAGCAUCAUUUACAGUGUUGCAGCCAUCAUGGACAACCAGUGGAUGAGAGCACCUAGGUGGUCAGUCGAGUAUGAUGAAGGCCUUCACAACUUUGUAGAAUUUUCCUUUGCCACAUCAGCCCAACAGAAUAGGAUACCAAAUAAAUUAGCCAGUAAUAAAAAGCUUAGGGAUGUGGUGAAAACACUAAUGUCAAAUCAAUCUAAGUUGCAGCAGCAAUACAGUGAACUGAAAACUCAAGUUUCAGGCUCCCAAAAGUGCUCUUCUGUUGAAACUAGUCCAAGGGUUGGUAUAGUAGAUGGGCAACAUUUGCAUGAGAAGAAAGAUGAUAAUCAAGAAUCAAUUUCACAUUCAAAUAAGAGACAUGGAGUAGAACUUGAGGAAAUUGAAAAUGUUAGGAUGCAAAGUCUGCAAAAAAUAAAGAAAGAGACAUCACAACACACAUUUCUGGGAAAUACCAAGGACAAGACACCUCCACAAAGUCUUCCAGAGCCAUCGAAGAAACCAAGAAAGUUUCAGGCACCACUUACUAAGGAUGAUAUGAAAGAUAUAAAGUGUGGUAUGGAGAUUGGUCUCACAUCUCCAAAUAGUAAAAAGCUGGUGGCACUAGGGACUGUUCAGAAAACUGAUAGGAAAGCUAAAGCUAAUGAUGGUCAACCAUUGGCGGAUUAUAUUGAGGUACUAGUCAGUAUUGUUUAUAAACAAACAACCAUAUUGCCUCGUUCACAUGGGAAGAUACAAAAUCUGGGAAGUGCUACUGCUCGCUGCAUACCAUGGCCUCGGCAAAAUAUCAUUUGUAGAGAUGGCACUCCGUUGCACUCUAAACAGGUUUGUAGCCCCAUUAGCAAAAUCACCCCAAACACAAGAGGAACUGUAGGACCAAAAAGGUCAACAUCAAAAGCUGAUGCUACAAGGUUGGACAAAGGCCAAGUUGCUUCACAGGGUUUGCUAGAAAAUAAGCAAGCAAAGAGGAAUGUGAGUAAAGAAGAAACAGAGCAACUUACAUCAUCCAAGUAUGUAGAGGGCCACAAAAGCAACAUACAUAUAACAACGUCUCGAUGUUAGUACAAUUAAAAGAGCAAUUGACAAGUGAGGACAACAGACAUGUAUAUAGCUGGAUGUGGGCAUGUCAUUUUCAAGCAGGAGUAACAUAAUUUGGUUUCUGAACAUUGAUGGCCAGUACUGUGGCAACAUAGUAUAUUUAGAUGGAUUUAUACUUACAUAUAUAUAUAUAUAUAGCUGUGAUGUGGACACUCUUAUAAAAGGAGAAAGAAACUUGCAUCAGGAAUGGGGACCUAGACAUCAGGACUUGGAACAUCAUUUGAAUUGACUAUUUUUCAACCUUAUUGAUUGUGUUUGGUUACAAAUAUAACUGUGUAUAGCCUGAAAGGUUAAAUGUUUGGAUCAUGUUGUUAACGUGUAUUUUUAUUGGUUAAUUUCUCAAUGGAUGUUGCUGUUUUGAUUA
This is a messenger RNA of Sorghum bicolor (sorghum), 1756 nucleotides long. RefSeq lists its product as uncharacterized. Bases 322 to 1356 code for a protein of 344 amino acids. The record is from RefSeq and is a predicted model, not a curated record. The transcript is spliced from 8 exons. Lineage: Eukaryota; Viridiplantae; Streptophyta; Magnoliopsida; Poales; Poaceae.